Ailuropoda melanoleuca (giant panda) is the source of this 378-nucleotide messenger RNA. Its product is annotated as 40S ribosomal protein S25-like. The transcript has a single exon. The record is from RefSeq and is a predicted model, not a curated record. Bases 1 to 378 code for a protein of 125 amino acids. NCBI's taxonomy places the organism in Eukaryota, Metazoa, Chordata, Mammalia, Carnivora, Ursidae.
AUGCCGCCCAAAGACGACAAGAAGAAGAAGGACGCCGGCAAGUCCGCGAAGAAGGACAAGGACCCCGUGAACAAGUCCGGCGGCAAAGCCAAGAAGAAGAAGUGGUCCAAAGGGAAAGUGAGGGACAAGCUGAACAACCUCGUCUUGUUCGACAAGGCUACUUACGACAAACUCUGCAAGGAGGUGCCGAACUACAAGCUCAUCACCCCGGCGGUGGUCUCUGAGCGGCUGAAGAUUCGGGGCUCCCUGGCUAGAGCUGCCCUCCAGGAGCUGCUCAACAAAGGUCUAAUUAAGCUGGUCUCCAAGCACAGAGCCCAGGUCAUCUACACCCGGAACACUAAGGGGGGCGAUGCACCAGCUACAGGAGAGGACGUGUGA